GGAUUUCAUUGGGCGCUGCGGUACCUGGAGGCUGUUAAUGCGGCUCUCUGCUUGUAAACAAGAAUAUGCCAGCAUCAGGACCGGAGAGGGAGCCAUGAGGAGAGAGGACAAGUCACAUCCCAGGCGCAGGAGGAGCCGUCUAUUUACAGCACAUUUGCUUCUCAUGUCUGUGAUAGCCACAACAAUAGCUCCCAUUUUCCUCAUCAGCCUCAGGCAGGAUCAAUACUGCGAGAGAAACUGAAAAUAUGAUGCCAUUACUGGUUAAAGAUUUGAGCCUCCAGAGGAGCAGCCGAUGAAUCACAUCAUAUUGAUCUCAGAUUGUGUUUUUGCCUGUUGGUUUAACCUCGUGUGACCUGACAGCAUGUGGUGUGUGUGUGUGUGUGUGUGUGUUUGUGCCUCCAGCCUCUCCACCCGCUCAGUGAGGACCGCAGAGAUGCCCCAGCAGAGGGAGGAGGACUCGUCUGCGUCCCGCCGCCCCAGCCUGGCAUCCCUCCUCUGCCGCCUCCAGACACUGAAACCGGGCCACGACUUCCCAUGAGGCCACCAGCAGAAACUCAGCUCGCCCGCUCUGUAUGGGGCCUCUCACAUAUGAAUUGACAUGGAGGAUGAAGAUGGGACUUGUCUACUUGAUGUUUUGUGUGACCCCCAGGCCCUGAACGACUUCCUCCACGGGACCAAUGAGCUGCAGACUGAAGACCUGCUCAUUAACUCGUCCUCCGGGGAGCCCUCCCUCUUCACAGACGCCCCGAGCCCUGUCUCUCUGCUGGGAGAUGGCAGGGAUUCCCCCGACACGCCUCCGCCCGGGUGUGUGGAUCUGUCCUUCCUGGAGGAGGCCCUCCUGUCAUCGCCGGAGGGUGGGGACGACCCACAGGUGGAGCAGAGGGGGGGGACACUUGUGGAGGCUGGAUUUGAGGCAAAGAAGGGAGAGGUGGAUGAGGCGGGGGAGGCGGGGGAGAUGGCGUGUGACAUCCUGCAGCAGAGCCUGCAGGAGGCGGAGAUCACAGAGCAGACUAUGGCUCUGGAGGCCGGUCUGCAGGGGGACAGCCUGUCUCUGUACUCCCCCACCCCUCUCCUCCCCCCCCCCACUCUACCCUUCAUACAUAAGUCUGUGACCUUACCCCAGAUCCCCCCCAUGCUGCCCAGAGACACCCAGGCAGCGGUGGAGCCCCCCCAGCCGUCCCUCCUGGCCGUUGGUCCAGGCUGCCCUUCUCUUAAACCUGUGGCCCCCCCUCAGCUGAUGGGGCUCCUGCCUGGAAACGUGUUCCCCGCCGCCCCCCCAGAGACCUCCUUCUCUCUGAGUCCUGCACAGGGGUCCAGCAUGAUCCUCCACAAAGCUGUCCCCGGUGUGACCGGUCGCCCUCUCCUCACGCCCACCCUCAGAGCGGCAGCGACCCCCGGCAUCAUCCUGCAGCGCGCCCCCCUCGCCAUCCAGCCCAAGCUGCCCAUCAGCAUCCAGCCCCGCCUGGUCCAGAUCAGCCCCAAGCCUCCUGGGCAGAAACACACUCCUGGUCUCACGUUUGUCCCGGGGACCACCUCCCCAAAUAUUUUACUCUCACAACCUGCGGGCCAGAAGCCCUCGGCCCCCCAGCCGCAGCCCCCCCAGCAGCUCCACAAACAGCUCAGCCUGCAGCUGGUCAACCAGGGGGGCUCCUUCCUGCUCCAGCAUCAGGGACUCUUCCAAGGCCAAAACCAGUUCCUUCUUCCAGGCCAGUCCCCGGUGACGCUCGCUCAGCCCGCCGGUGCUGCUCGCCCCCUGCUGGCCCCCGGCCACCACGCCCCCCCGAUCCACGGCCUGACCCCCUCCACUGGGCAGCUUGUGGACGGCUCUCAGAUCCUCACUGUGCCCCAAAGACAGCUCAGCUUCAGCCCCGUGUUCACCACGCAGACCGGGCAGCUCGCCCUCCGACAGGCCACCGUGCUUUCAGGACCCCUGCAGCUGCAGUCGGCGCCCCCUACCGUCUUCCAGAUGCCGGCGCAGCUGGCUGGAACCUACACACCGGGGGGGCAGGGGCAGCGUGCCACCCUGGUCCACAGUCCCGCUCUCGGAAACCACAUCACCCUGAUCAACAGUUCAGGAGUUCUUCCGCCCGAUCUCACCUCCAUCUCGAUCCUGAACGGCCCCUCGGUGGUUCAGGGGCUGCCCUUCACCGCCCCGGCCCCUCAGAGCAGCAUGGCAGAUGGACAGCUGAGCCUCCAGCAGGCGUCCGUGGUGCUGCUGCCGGAGAGAGCCGUACAGGAGGAAAGGAUCGGCUUGGAGGAGACCUUCCACCAGCUACCACAGCAGUACGGACACGUCCUCCAGCAGGUCCCGGUUCAGCCCCCCUCUGCAGGUCUGCAGCCCUCUCCUCCUCCUCCUCCUCCUCCUCCUCCUCCUCCUCCUCCUCCUGUGGUCACAGUCCUGCAGCCUCCACCUGAACCUCCUCUGGCUCCCGACCCCGCUGUGGAGAUCCCCAAACUCCUGAUCCCCCCCGCAGACCUGAGCCAAACGGUGGAGGAGGCGGCGCACUCCCUGAGCCAGAACGAGGCCUUUAUGCAACAUCUGCAACAGCAAGCACUUAGCUCUCCGCUCACCUCGGACUUGUUGGUCGGGGGUCUGCCCGAGGUGCCGAUGGACUCUCUAAACUCUCCGGUCCCCGAUGAGACAGAGACUCGUCCUCAUGCGUUCUCUGUUCAGGACCCGCACUCUGUGCUGUCUGACCCGUGUGCGGAGGAUUCCCCGCUCCACUCAGACCAGGAGGACACACAGCUGAUCUGCUCCCCCCUCGAUCCGGUCCAGGAAACAGAGACACCAGGGACUCCGGCUGGUUUCUCCCCUCCUGCUGCGCCCAAGAGUUCAGCCCCCGAGACCCCGGCUCCACAGCCUUGCGGCGAAUCACAAGUCCAGUACCAGAUCCCUCAUCAUGUCUCGCAGGCCUCGUUUGCCCAGAAAGCAGGACCAAUCCAGCCGUAUGUGUCCCAGCCUCAGUCAUCGGUCCAGAACAGUCUGCCUCCUCUGCGCGUCUCGGUGCCUCAGCAGCCGCCUGACCUCACGGCUGCUCCUGCGAGUCUCUCCACAGGAGGAGACAAGCCUGCUGUCCAACAGCACACACACAACAAGCCAACAGCUGCCUUGGUCGUAGAGAGUAAAGCGUUUACUCUCAACGACCAUCCUUCCUCUCCUGCAGCGCCGGGUCUCCAGGUUCAGGGGCCCCCAGCUCCCAGUGAGGGGGCCCCCACCCAGAAGAGCCAGCAGACCAGCACCAAGCUGGCAGCUCCGCCCGAGCAGCAGAGAGACGAGAGGCUCACACCAGCAAUGCGCCGGCACAGAUUCCAGCAGCAGAUUUGUUCGGACCACCGAGCGGUCCACACCCCCUUCACCGGCCCGGCCUUUCCCACACUGAAGGACGCCGUCAGACGCCUGCUGCCGUACCACACCUGUGCAGGUCACCUGCCCACUCAGGAUGACUUCACCUCAGUGGAUCAGGAGUUUGACAGUGUGUCAGGUUUCCUGCUGAAACGUACCAAGGACAUGGUGAACAAAUACAGGCAGCUACUGGUGAGAGAAGCUCAGCAGGACAGUCCGUCGGCAGAGAUGGUGAUGUUGGAGCGUCUCUUCCUUCAGGCUGAACGAAGCUCUUUAGCCGAGGACAGACGGCGAGUCCGCAGAGACCCAGAGUCCUUCAUGAUGGCCUUGGUUUCAUCAGCAUCUUCCCCCAACAGUGCCCCCUCCUCCUCCUCCUCCUCCUCCUCUGGCCCCUCCCACUCAUGCUCCUCCGGCAGCCCCUCCUCCCCCCCAGCCUGGACCCGACUGUCCGACCGACCCCCCGGCCUGAAGACGUACCGCUCCAGCUCCCGCGGGGCCCUCAGGCUCACCAUCAAGCAGGAGUCCGGCUCCCGGAAGGUGGUGCACAACUCGGCCUGCGACCCGGGACACAAGAGGGACCACACAGGUCAGCUGACCAACGGGGGGGGUGGCGGCGCCGUGACCGAACGCCACCUUCAGGCACAGAACGGAGCGCCCCAGCAUUCUCGGCAGGACCAGGAUGUGUCAAACGGAGCUCUGCCUUGUGACUCAGCAGAGACGGCGCCCGGUUCCAAAAGUAAAGCCCCAAAAACUGCUCUCUCCACGCCGGGGGGGGACGGACGCUUUGAGCUGAGAGACGUCGGCGGCCCCAAACUGAAAUGCUUCAGGGCGGACGCGUCGCCUCGGUCGGAGCAGAGCUUCAGCCCCCCUCCACCUCCCCUUCCCCCCCUCCAAGAGGACAACAUGCUCAGUGAACAUCUGCAGAGUGCCAUCGACAGCAUCCUGGAGCUGCAGCGCCUGCAGGGCCCCUCCGCAGCCCCGAGCAGGGCGCCGUCCGGCCCCUCACUGGACCAGGCUGUCACCAGCAUCCUGGGGGGGCACCUGUGAGGUAACUCCGCCCCCUGACAAGACAUCCAGGUGGGAUCAAAACAUAAACUUCUUAUCUGUUCCUGGAGCUGAAAGAGAUUUAGUUUGAGCGAGCGAGCGAGAGGAGAGAGAGUCCAGAGGCACUAUAAAGAGAAAGCAGACAGCAGCACUAUAGUCCCAUAGGUGUUAGAUACUUCAUUUGAUGUUUGUGGAAAAAAAAAGUCUAUUUGAAUAGGAGCUCUAUUGUUUCAGUGGUAGUGAAGUCAUUCAGAGGUUUACGACACUUCAUCAGCGUAUAGAAUAUAAGAAAUCAUAGUGAGGAUACCGAGCAACACGUGGAGAUUAUUCCAUCUUUUUAUAAGAUUUCUUUACAAAAUGUGAACUUUCCUUUUCGCAUAGUGCCAAGCUUCCAGGGUAUUUAUUUUGAUAAUCUGUGCCAACUGUGUUUUCAGAUGAGUUGAGCAAAGCAGCGAGUGUGUGUGUGUGUGUGUGUGUGUGUAUGUAUGUGUGUGUGUGUAUGUGUGUGUAUAUGUGUGUGCAUCCUGCAGCGGGACAGUGCAUAAACC
Labrus bergylta (ballan wrasse) is the source of this 4935-nucleotide messenger RNA. Its product is annotated as BRD4-interacting chromatin-remodeling complex-associated protein. The record is from RefSeq and is a predicted model, not a curated record. Gene Ontology annotation, biological process: positive regulation of DNA-templated transcription. Lineage: Eukaryota; Metazoa; Chordata; Actinopteri; Labriformes; Labridae. Gene Ontology annotation, cellular component: SWI/SNF complex.